GAGCCGAAGAUGUCGGCUCGGUCAUGUGAUCAGCUGUGUCAAAUCACAGCUGAUCGCAUGUAAACAGGGAAAUGCCGGUUAUCGGCAUUUCUCUCCACAUGAGCUGGGACAUGUACACUGAUCAUUAGAGCACUGAUGAUCAGUGUGCCCUGAUGAUCUGUGUAGCCCCAGCAGUGCCACCUGUCAGGGUCCAUCAGUGCCAGCUGUCAGUGCCCAUCAGUGCCACCUGCCAGUGCCCAUCAGUGACACAUCAAUCUCACAUAUCAGUGCCUACUAGUGCACAUCAAUGACACAUAUCAGUGCCCAUCUGAGCUGCCUUUCAGUGUCACACAUCAGUGCCAGUCAGUGCCACCUAUCAAUGCCAAUCAGUGCCACCUAUCAGUGCUGCCAAUCAGUGCCACCUAUCAGUGUCAGUCAGUGCCACCUAUCAGUGCCAGUCAGUGCCACCUAUCAGUGUGCAUCAGUGCGCCUAUCAGUGCCAGUCAGUGCUGUCUAUCAGUGCCGCCUAUCAUUGCCAGUCAGUGCCACCUAUCAGUGCUACCUAUCAGUGCCGCCUAUCAGUGCCAUAUAUGAUUGCUGCCUUUCAGUGUCCAUCAGUGAU
Staurois parvus is the source of this 601-nucleotide messenger RNA. Lineage: Eukaryota; Metazoa; Chordata; Amphibia; Anura; Ranidae. The record is from the annotation of a GenBank genome assembly.